Messenger RNA from Ictalurus punctatus (channel catfish), 1250 nucleotides. It is a transcript of the gene alkbh1, whose product is annotated as alkB homolog 1, histone H2A dioxygenase. Bases 26 to 1150 code for a protein of 374 amino acids. The record is from RefSeq and is a predicted model, not a curated record. The transcript has 6 exons. Gene Ontology annotation, molecular function: ferrous iron binding; oxidative RNA demethylase activity; broad specificity oxidative DNA demethylase activity. Gene Ontology annotation, biological process: oxidative RNA demethylation. NCBI's taxonomy places the organism in Eukaryota, Metazoa, Chordata, Actinopteri, Siluriformes, Ictaluridae. Gene Ontology annotation, cellular component: cytoplasm; nucleus.
AGAGUUGAAAGUUCAUAGGUCAGUGAUGGCUGCUAAGAUGGCGGCUUCCAUGGUGGAGCAGGGGGAGGAUGCGUUUAGAAAACUGUUUAAGUUUUAUAAGCGGAGGAAUCCGCCUCCUGAUUUUAGUGAAGUCAUUGAUUUUUCGAAGAAACUGGGAAAUGAAACGGUUUACACAGCCGAAUUGAACCAUGGGAGUGUCAGCGAUGAGGCUGCUUUCAGGGCAGGACUUCAGCCUGUUAAAGAGUGGAGAGCGUUUGGUCUUCAGGGAUAUCCAGGGUUUAUAUUCAUUUCCAAUCCCUUCCUGCCUGGCUCACAGCGCUACUGGGUAAAACAGUGUCUGAAAACGUACACACAGAAACCCAACGUGUGUAACCUGGACAUGCACAUGUCACCUGCUGAGACGGAGAACAUCUGGGAGAAGAGCGUCGGCAGCAUUAGGAAGAAAGGGCAGAGGGAGCCGAGGACUCUGCUGGAGAAACUCCGCUGGGUGACUCUGGGUUACCAUUACAACUGGGAUACGAAGAACUAUUCUCCUGAUCACUGCACUCCUUUCCCUGAGGACCUCCACUCUCUGUCCUACAAAAUAGCAGCGGCUUGCGGUUUUCCCAGCUUUAAAGCGGAGGCGGGAAUCCUGAACUACUAUCGCUCCGAUUCCUCUCUCGGCAUCCACGUGGACGAAUCGGAGCUCGAUCAUACGCCGCCUCUUGUGUCUUUUAGCUUCGGGCAGACGGCGGUCUUCCUGCUGGGCGGGACUAAACGGCAGGACGCACCCACCGCCAUGUUCAUGCGCAGCGGUGACAUCAUGGUGAUGUCGGGUUCCAGUCGCUUGCUGUACCACGCUGUACCCUGCAUCGUUCCUGCCCACGCUGGCCACCCCCUGCCCUCUUGCCUGGACCAGCGCGUCGGCAAGGACGAGCCGGACGCCGACGACGUCCGGACCGUGUGCGAAAAAGACUGGGAGGUGUGUUCUGCUUACCUUAAGACGUCACGCAUAAACAUGACGGUCAGACAGGUCCUAGGUCCGGGUCAGACCUUCCCCGUCACACACUCGCACGCCGUUCCAGCAACAGAAGGAUCCGCAAGCGGCUAUGAAGAAGAGACUCAGACGGCUAAGAAGAGGAAAAGUGAGUCAGGAUAUGACCUAGAUUGAUUGAUCUCCGUUUUGGACUUCAUGGGGUGUUUUUAUACGAUUUUAUAAUUUUGCCUUCAAAAGCUGUACAUAUGUGAAUAAAACAUAUAUAUUCCCAUCA